AUGACAGUGCAUGUGUUCGGUAACAGCCCUUCGCCAGCUGUGGCCAUUUAUGGCUUGAGAAGGGCAGCUGAAGAGGGAGAGAGAGAACAUGGUACAGAUGCUAAGCAGUUCAUAAUGAGGAACUUCUAUGUAGAUGAUGGGCUUGAAUCAUUCUCCAAUGCUGAGGAAACCAUCACCGUACUGUCAAAUGCAAGGGAGAUGUUGGCAGAGUCAAGCAUCAGGCUACAUAAGAUAGCAUCCAACAGCAACACUGUUUUGGAUGCUUUCCCCCCAGAAGACCUUGCCAAAGGCCUUAAGGAUCUCGACCUGACAUCUGAUCCACUACCACUCCAACGCAGUUUAGGCCUCAGAUGGGACCUUCCAACAGACAGUUUCUCCUUCUGUGUGUCUGACAAAGAAAAGCCAUUUACAAGAAGGGGAAUCCUUUUAGUGGUCAACAGUCUCUAUGAUCCCUUGGGGUUCGUGGCACCUGUCACAGUUCAGGGCAAGGCUCUCGUGAGAGAUGUCUCCACAGAAGAGUAUGAUUGGGACACUCCGCUACCAGAAGACAAAGCAACCCAGUGGAAUGACUGGAAAGAUUCCCUGAAGGAACUUAUGCAGCUCCAGAUCCUGCAUCUCUGUUUCUCUGCUCGCCACACUGUAGCAUACCUCAGGGCAAUCGAUGCAGAAGAACACAGCCAUGUCGGGUUUAUCAUGGGGAAAUCCAAGCUGGCUCCACAUCCUGCUCACACUGUCCCUCGUUUGGAAUUGUGUGCAGCCGUCUUGGCAGUGGAAAUUGCAGAGACGAUAAUGGAUGACAUCGAUGUAGAGAUUCACAAAGUCAAGUUCUACACAGACAGCAAGAUCGUACUGGGCUACAUACAUAAUGCGUCCAGAAACUUCUAUGUCUACGUGGCAAACAGAGUGACAAGAAUAAGAAGGUCCUCUACCCCAGAGCAAUGGCACUACAUCAACACCAAACUUAAUCCUGCAGAUCAUGGAUCUAGGUCUGUCUCAGCGGCUCUCCUACCAGAUACCAACUGGCUGACAGGUCCAGAUUUUCUAAGAAAUCCAGAAGUAGAUGAAGUUCCACAGCCAGAGGCAUUUAACCUUCUGCAUCCUGAGACUGAUGUAGAAGUUCGCCCUCAAGUUUCAACCUAUGCUACGAAAGCCACAAGUGGACUUAUUGGCUCUCACCGGUUUGAAAGAUUCUCCAGCUGGAAAUCUCUUACUCGAGCAAUAGCCAAGCUUGUCCAAAAGGCUAGAGUCUUCUGGAAAACUUCAGACGGUAUCCAGAGAAAAGAUGAACUCCGUCAAGCAAUACUGGUCAUAUUGAAAACAACACAACAAGAUGUGUACAAAGAGGAAAUGAAAAGCCUAGCAAAGGGUGAAGAGUUGUCUCGACACAGUCCGCUCAAGAGUUUGGAUCCCAUCUUUGACGAUGAAGGAUUGCUGAGAGUCGGAGGUCGGAAUUCAGCAGCAGACAUGACCUGGGAAGAAAAGCAUCCGAUCAUUCUUCCAAAAGACAAUCACAUAUCUACCUUGUUGGUACGAUACUACCACGAACAAGUGGCCCAUCAAGGCAGACACUUCACUGAAGGCGCAGUUCGGACAGCUGGACUGUGGAUAACAGGAAGACUGGACGUCUUUGGGCCUUGGACCAUCUCAGCGCGCAGGACAAGAGGUGGAUAUGCAGAGAAUAAACGCUGGGCAGUCAUGUUCACCUGUCUGAGUACACGAGCGGUACACAUCGAGCUCAUAGAGACAAUGUCAACCUCCAGUUUCAUUAAUGCCUUAAGGAGAUUCACCGCCAUCAGAGGGCCUGUGAGACUCCUGCGUUCCGAUCAAGGCACAAACUUUAUUGGAGCUUGCAGAGAACUGCAAAUAAACUCUGAAGACCCGGAGUUGAAAGCUCACUUGCAGGACAAAGGCUGUACCUGGAUAUUCAAUCCGCCACAUUCCUCUCAUAUGGGAGGUGUGUGGGAAAGGAUGAUCGGCAUUGCACGCCGCAUUUUGGAUGCUAUGUUGCUUAAGGACAACUGUCGCCUCUCCCACGAGGUACUUGUGACACUCAUGAGUGAAAUCAUGGCAAUCAUGAAUGCAAGGCCUCUAGUUCCAGUAUCGUCUGAUCCUGACAUGCCAGCAGUUCUCACGCCCGCAAUGUUGCUUACUCAAAAGACUGAUCCAGUAUCUGCUCCUCUAGGGAACAUGGAUCUGAAAUAUCUCUAUAACAAGCAAUGGAGGCAAGUUCAAAGUCUAGCCGAAACUUUCUGGAAACGUUGGAGACAAGAGUACUUGGCGACCCUUAAGCCACGCAGGAAGUGGAAGUCAGAAAGACCAAACUUGCAAGUAGGCGAUGUGGUACUCCUCAAAGACACUCAAGUAAAGAGGAAUGAGUGGCCCACCGGCAUCAUUGAGGAAACCUUCCCCAGCCGUGACGGAAUGAUUCGAAAAGUGAAUGUGAAGAUCAUCAAACAGGGUACCCCUAAGGUUUAUUCCAGACCCGUUUCAGAGGUCGUACUGCUCCUCAGUAAAAAGACAUAG
Molecule: messenger RNA, 2523 nt
Organism: Entelurus aequoreus (snake pipefish)
Lineage: Eukaryota; Metazoa; Chordata; Actinopteri; Syngnathiformes; Syngnathidae
Exons: 3
Coding region: 1-2523 (840 amino acids)
Biological process (GO): DNA integration
Molecular function (GO): nucleic acid binding
Source: RefSeq, a predicted model, not a curated record